AUUUUUUUGUUUCCUUGUUCCAAUCAGCCUGGGAGUGGUCUCCGGGGCUGAGUAACGUGAUCUGUGCAGGUCUUCACUCUGUCAUGUCCUGAUGCAUUCAACACAUGUGUUAGUGUUAAGACGCUCUCUGCAAUCAAGAGCAAUUUACAUGCAGUUUCCUAGUCUGCAAGAAGAAUCAAAUCAUGCAUUCAGAAUGCUCUCAGGAUUUGUCCGUAAUCUGCAGCUAAUUUCUCUUGCUAAGCUUCUGAAUGCCAUUUACAGGCAGGAAAAUCUGUGAUAGAGAAGAGGUUUCACAUCUUGUGCUGAUUUACCUCAAGGGGGAACUGGUGUAGGUUGAGCUAGACAGGGUUAACAUCCAUUUAAAUGAAGCGAUAACAGUCUUUUGUGUUGGGUAACUCCCAUUUUUUUUCCUCUCUCUCCCUCUCUCGCUCACCCUGUCUCCUUAAGGAAAGAAAAGACAGAUCUGUGAGUAUGGGCAAUUUCAGACUGUGUCUCUGGAAUUAAAGCUGUACCUGACUAUUAGUUCCAAUCUUCUACUUGUCUGCGAGCCACCAGGAGACUGACUUUGGUUUCUGUGUCUGUGAAUUUACACCUUUUUUCGUCUUGGAUGUUGGAUUAUAUAGGAUCGUCCGUCCCUUCCCACUUAUUACACCAAUAAAAUGAGCGAGGAACCCAAGGAAAAACCUGUGAAGUCUGGGCAUAGGAAAAAGAAAGGAAAAAAGUCUGACACAAAUGCAAGUUACCUGAGAGCUGCUCGUUCUGGCAACUUAGAAAAAGCCCUUGAUUAUCUGAAAACUGGGAUAGACAUCAACGUCUGCAAUCAGAAUGGGUUGAAUGCUCUCCAUUUGGCUUCCAAAGAAGGACACAUAGAGAUAGUUUCGGAACUGAUACAACGAGGAGCAGAUGUGGAUGCUUCAACAAAGAAAGGAAACACAGCACUUCAUAUAGCAUCUUUAGCUGGACAAACGGAAGUGGUGAGGAUCUUGGUUACAAGUGGUGCCAAUGUCAAUGCACAAUCACAGAAUGGAUUCACUCCACUAUACAUGGCAGCACAGGAAAAUCACCUGGAAGUAGUCACCUUUUUGUUGGAUAAUGGGUCAAGUCAAGGCCUUGCCACAGAGGAUGGGUUUACUCCUCUGGCAGUUGCCCUUCAGCAAGGUCAUGACCAAGUGGUUUCUCUGCUUCUUGAAAAUGACACAAAAGGAAAGGUCCGCUUGCCAGCUCUUCACAUCGCUGCCCGAAAAGAUGACACAAAAGCUGCAGCUCUCCUCCUGCAGAAUGACCACAAUGCUGAUGUGGAGUCCAAGAUGAUGGUGAAUAGAACAACAGAGAGUGGCUUCACUCCACUUCACAUAGCUGCCCAUUACGGAAACAUCAAUGUGGCUACACUCCUGCUGAAUCGAGGUGCUGCCGUGGAUUUCACUGCCAGAAAUGACAUAACUCCGUUACACGUGGCAUCCAAGAGAGGAAAUGCCAAUAUGGUGAAACUUCUUUUGGAUCGAGGUUCUAAAAUUGAUGCCAAAACAAGGGAUGGACUGACACCCCUUCACUGCGGAGCGAGGAGCGGUCAUGAACAAGUGGUAGCAAUGUUGCUGGAUCGAGGAGCCCCCAUUCUGUCCAAGACUAAGAAUGGCUUGUCUCCUUUGCACAUGGCAACUCAAGGAGACCAUCUGAACUGCGUCCAGCUCCUGCUCCAUCACAACGUGCCUGUUGAUGAUGUCACCAAUGAUUAUUUAACCGCGCUGCAUGUUGCCGCACACUGUGGACACUACAAGGUUGCGAAAGUCCUGCUGGAUAAGAAGGCCAAUCCUAAUGCCAAAGCAUUGAAUGGCUUCACACCUCUUCACAUUGCGUGCAAGAAGAAUCGAAAUAAAGUUAUGGAGCUUCUCCUGAAACACGGAGCAUCAAUCCAAGCAGUCACAGAGUCCGGCCUGACUCCGAUCCAUGUUGCUGCGUUCAUGGGACACGUCAAUAUUGUUUCUCAAUUGACUCAUCACGGAGCAUCACCAAAUACCACCAACGUAAGAGGAGAGACAGCAUUGCAUAUGGCUGCAAGGGCUGGUCAGUCCGAAGUUGUACGAUAUCUUUUACAGAAUGGGGCUCAGGUAGAAGCUAAAGCAAAGGAUAACCAAACGCCACUGCACAUUGCUGCUCGUCUAGGGAAAACAGACAUUGUUCAGCAGCUACUCAAGCAAGGGGCAUGCCCAGAUGCCGCCACCACCUCUGGUUACACUCCCUUGCACCUAUCAGCAAGAGAUGGACAUGAUGAUGUGGUAUCUGUACUCCUGGAAAAUGGAGCUUCUUAUGCAAUUGUUACAAAGAAAGGAUUUUCUCCUCUUCAUGUAGCUGCGAAGUAUGGAAAACUCGAGGUAGCAAAUCUGCUUCUACAGAAGAGUGCGUCCCCGGAUGCUGCCGGGAAGAGUGGAUUAACUCCACUGCAUGUAGCGGCACAUUACGAUAAUCAGAAAGUGGCACUUCUACUCUUGAAUCAAGGGGCGUCACCUCAUGGAGCAGCAAAGAAUGGCUAUACACCGUUACAUAUUGCUGCAAAGAAGAACCAGAUGGAUAUUGCUACUACGCUUCUGGAAUACGGGGCGGAUGCCAACGCAAUGACCAAGCAAGGUAUCGCUCCAGUACAUCUUGCAGCACAGGAGGGCCACGUAGAUAUGGUGUCCUUGCUUCUCACUCGCAAUGCCAGCGUCAGUGUAAGCAACAAGAGUGGACUCACUCCUCUUCACCUGGCUGCACAAGAGGACAGAGUUGGUGUGGCAGAGGUGCUUUCUAACCAAGGUGCAACUAUAGAUGCAACAACAAAGAUGGGAUACACCCCAUUACAUGUAGCAAGCCACUACGGGAAUGUCAAGAUGGUGAACUUCCUUCUGCAACAUGGUGCUAAAGUGAAUGCCAAAACAAAGAAUGGAUAUACACCUCUGCAUCAAGCAGCUCAGCAGGGGCAUACCCAUAUCAUUAAUGUGUUGCUCCAGCACGGCGCAUCUCCUAAUGAACUCACUGUGAAUGGUAAUACAGCCCUGGCUAUUGCUCGAAGACUAGGCUAUAUCUCCGUGGUUGAUACUCUGAAAGUGGUGACAGAAGAGACUCUGACUACAGUUAUGGUGACUGAGAAACAUAAAAUGAAUGUACCAGAAACAAUGAACGAAGUUUUGGACAUGUCCGAUGAUGAAGUUCGUAGAGCCAAUUUGCCAGAAAUUCUCAGUGAUGCUGAGUAUAUGUCAGAAGGGGAUGAAGGUGAGGAUGCAAUGACGGGCGACACGGAUAAAUAUCUCGGCCCACAGGACCUGAAAGAAUUAGGAGAUGACUCUUUGCCCCAAGAAGGAUACAUGGGUUUCAGUAUUGGUGCGAGGUCAGCCAGCCUCCGCUCCUUCAGUUCGGAUAGGUCCUACACACUAAACAGAAGCUCCUUUGCUCGGGACAGUAUGAUGAUUGAAGAACUCCUUGCUCCUUCUAAGGAACAGAACCAGUCACUCACAAGAGAAUUUGAUUCGGACUCCUUGAGACACUACAGUUGGGCAGCAGACACUUUGGACAAUGUAAAUUUGGUCUCCAGUCCAGUGCAUUCUGGCUAUUUCUAUCCACUUCCGCUGUAUGAUGCAAGUUUCCUUGUUAGCUUUAUGGUAGAUGCACGUGGUGGUUCGAUGAGGGGAAGUCGACACAAUGGGAUGCGCAUCGUUAUCCCACCACGGAAGUGUACGGCACCCACACGUAUAACCUGCCGUCUGGUCAAGAGACACAAACUUGCAACACCUCCACCAAUGGUUGAAGGAGAGGGCCUAGCCAGUAGGUUGGUCGAGAUGGGCCCAGCGGGUGCACAAUUUUUGGGACCUGUGAUAGUUGAGAUCCCCCAUUUUGGAUCCAUGCGCAGUAAGGAGAGAGAAUUAAUUGUGCUGAGAAGUGAGAAUGGAGAAUCGUGGAAAGAACAUCAAUAUGACUGCAAACUGGAGGAACUCACUGAGCUGCUUAAUGGCAUGGACGAAGAACUGGACAGUGCAGAAGAGUUGGAGAAGAAACGAAUCUGCAGAAUUGUAACAAAGGAUUUUCCUCAAUACUUUGCCGUUGUUUCUCGGAUAAAGCAAGAAAGUAACCAGAUUGGACCUGAGGGAGGUGUACUGAAAAGCACAACUGUCCCACAUGUUCAAGCAUCCUUUCCAGAAGGAGCUUUAACCAAGAGGAUCCGAGUAGGGCUACAGGCGCAACCAGCACCUGACGAACUGGUCAAAAAAGUUAUUGGAAACAGAGCCACAUUUAGCCCAAUUGUGACAGUGGAACCCAGAAGACGGAAAUUCCACAAACCCAUUACUAUGACAAUUCCAGUGCCACCUCCUUCAGGAGAAGGUGAAAGCAAUGGUUAUAAAGGGGACAGCACUCCAAGCUUAAGGCUUUUGUGUAGUAUUACAGGUGGGACAUCCCCAGCACAGUGGGAAGAUAUUACGGGAACAACGCCUUUGACUUUCGUGAAUAACUGCGUAUCUUUUACAACCAAUGUGUCAGCCAGAUUUUGGCUUGGUGACUGCCAUCAAAUUCCAGAAACUGUAAGUUUGGCAACACAGCUCUACAGGGAAUUGAUCUGUGUGCCUUACAUGGCCAAAUUUGUGGUAUUUGCCAAAAUGAAUGACCCAGUAGAAGCCAGGCUGCGCUGUUUCUGUAUGACAGAUGACAAGGUGGACAAAACACUGGAACAGCAGGAAAACUUUGAAGAAGUAGCAAGGAGUAAAGAUAUCGAGGUUUUAGAAGGAAAGACGAUUCAUGUUGACUGCUAUGGAAACCUAGCCCCUCUCACAAAAGGAGGACAGCAGCUAAUAUUUAAUUUUUAUGCCUUCAAAGAAAACAGACUGCCAUUUUCUGUGAAGGUCCGAGACCCAAGUCAAGAACCAUGUGGUCGACUGUCAUUUUUGAAGGAGCCAAAAACUACUAAAGGCCUGCCACAGACUGCUGUUUGCAACUUAAAUAUUACAUUACCAACUCAAAAAAAGGAAACAGAGUCAGACCAAGAUGAUGAGACUGAUAAAGUGGACCGACGCCAGAACUUCGUAUCUCUAGCCUUACGUAAGCGCUACAGCUAUCUGACUGAGCCUGGAAUGAAACCAGUUGAUCGAAGUGCAGGAGCAACAAGACCAGUACCUGCUACUUAUUCAUACAAGCCAGGCAUUCCAACAAGACCAUAUCAGUCAUGGACAACUGCUCCAAUUACAGUGCCUGGACAAACCAAAUCUGGCUUUACUUCCCUGUCAAGCUCUUCCUCUAAUACCCCAUCAGCUUCCCCUUUAAAAUCAAUUUGGUCUGUCUCCUCUGCUUCUCCAAUAAAAUCCACACUAGGAGCUUCAACUACAUCCUCUGUUAAAUCUGUUAGUGAUGUAGCAUCUCCUAUUAGAUCAUUUCGGACAAUAUCGUCUCCAAUAAAAACGGUUGUGACACAGUCUCCGUAUACUAUUCAAGGCUCCACUGGUUCUCCAAGUAGAGCUUCUCCACUAGCUGAAACUUCAGUCUUCAAAACGCUCUCAUCAACCUCCGUUUUUUCCUCUAGAACUUCUCCAGUAUCUACCGCUGGGUCUCUUUUAGAAAGAUCAUCCAUUACAAUGACACCUCCAGCAUCUCCUAAAUCAAAUAUCAAUAUGUACUCUUCAACCUUGCCAUUUAAAUCGAUCAUCACAUCUGCAGGGUCACUUUCAUCUUCACCGCUAAAAUCUGUAGUUUCUCCUGCUGUCUCUUCCUCUAAACUAAACAUGGCGUCCUCCUUGUCUUCACCUUUGAAGCUUGGAAAUGGGCCCUCUGAAGUUGGUUUGGUAAAUGGGACUGCAUCACCUCUAAAGUACCCACUAUGUUCUAAUCAUAUUAACGGUUCAGCAGUAAAUAUCCAAGACAAAAUAUCAGCAGUUACAAAAUCGUCAACCUCCACUGUAGGUGCAGCUAUUGACACAGUAGAGAAAAGUUAUUCUGCUUCCCCUACUCCACAGACAUCGUAUUCAUCACCUCUCAGGUCUUUCUCAUCAUCGGCUUCAGCAUUUCAGACAUUGCGUGCUCCUGCCACAGGUUCAAUAUACACCUCCUUUAGAUCUACACUAUCCUCAACUACCUCAUCUGUAACGUCACAAACAAUAACUGUGCCAGUGUAUUCUGUAGUAAAUGUCUUAUCAGAGCCAACCUUAAAAAAACUCACAGAGUCUGCUUCUCUGACCAAAUCAGCAGCUUCCUUGUUAUCAUCUUCAAAGCUUUUAUCAACAGACUCUCCCGCUCAAUUGAGCCGAACAUCAUCUCCUAUAAAAACUCCCUUAUUUCUGUCACCUGCAGCUUUAAAAUUAGCUACUUCAUCGUCAUUAUCUUCAAGUCAGGAGAUACUGAAGGAUGUUGCAGACAUGAAAGAAGACCUAAUAAGAAUGACAGCCAUUUUGCAGACAGACACGUCAGAAGACAAAUCAUUUCAAUCUGAACUGACUAAAGAGGCUAGGAUUGAGGAUGAAGAGCCUUUUAGAAUAGUUGAGAAAGUUAAAGAAGACUUGGUAAAAGUCAGUGAAAUUUUAAAAAAAGAUGUUGUCUUGGAAAACAAAACUUCAGGUGAUGCAGGACACUCAUCAGAUGAGGACUGGGUAGAGUUCAAUAGCGAGGAGAUUGAAGAAGCACGUCAGUAUACCAGAAUAGGCACUCCAACAUACACGACAGAUAAAGUAGAGAUUAAAACUAGAACUUUUUCUGAAAAAGACUAUAAUUUGACAAAAGUUAUUGAUUAUUUGACAAACGAUAUUGGGGGAAAUACAUUUUCUAACAUAAAAUACAAGUAUGAUGAUGGAAAAAAAGAUGGGGAAGAGAAACAAAAAAGAGUUUUGAAACCAGGAAUUAAUCUGCAGGAUAAUAAGCUGAAGAUGCCACCAUCUACAAUGAGGUCUUCAGCAUCAGAAAAGGAAUUAUGUAAAAUCUCAGACUCCAUUUUUGGAACAGACAUGAUUUUAGAGUCCCCAGAUGAUUUUUCACAACAUGAGCAAGAUAAGAGUCCUUUGUCAGACAGUGGGUUUGAAACGAGAAGUGAAAAAACUCCAUCAGCCCCACAGAGUGCUGAAAGUACAGGUCCUAAACCACUCUUUCAUGAUGUGCCUAUUCCACCAGUGAUAACUGAAACAAGAACAGAAGUUGUACAUGUCAUCAGAAGCUAUGAACCUUCAAAUGAAGACAUUCCUGAAUCUGAAAACGGUGAAGCACAACUAUCAGAAUCAUCCUUCAUGGAGCUAGAGCAAAGUUCUGCUGGAUCAAUAAAAGCAAAAAAUAAAACAUAUCAGUUAAAACCUGGAAUUGAUGAAGAGGACCACAAAAGUGUUAUUGGAAAAGGUGUUAGAGUGAAAGAAGAAACACAUAUUACUACAACAACCAGAAUGGUUUAUCAUACACCUCCUACUGAAAAUAAAUCAGAAAGAAUUGAGGAAACUAUGUCUGUUCAUGAUAUAAUGAAAGCUUUCCAAUCAGGCCGUGACCCAUCUAAAGAGCUGGCAGGCCUGUUUGAGCACAAGUCAUCAGUAUCAUCGGAUGUUAAGAAGUGCACAGAUACAUCACAACAACAUUCUGAAAGGGAUUCCAAAAUGAAACCAAAAUUGGAGCGAAUUAUUGAGGUGCACAUUGAAAAAGGUAACCAAGCUGAACCUACAGAAGUCAUUAUUAGGGAAACAAAAAAGCACCCAGAAAAAGAAUUGUAUGUGUAUCAAAGGGACAUAAGUCAGGGAGAUUUUAACAUCAAAGAUGUGAUGGCAGAAAGAAAUAGCAUUUUUUCAUGUUCAGAUGAUCAAGGGCAGCCAGAAGAAGAAGAACUUACAGCUGAAGAGUCUCUACCUUCGUACUUAGAAUCUUCAAGGGUAAAUACUCCAGUAUCCCAAGAAGAAGACAGUCGUCCAAGCUCUGCUCAGCUCAUAUCUGAUGAUUCAUACAAAACUCUGAAGUUACUAAGUCAGCACUCUAUAGAAUAUCAUGAUGAUGAACUUUCAGAACUACGAGGGGAGUCUUACAGGUUUGCUGAUAAAAUGCUGCUUUCUGAAAAACUAGACGUGUCACAUUCUGAUACAGAGGAGUCUAUGACAGAUCACGCUUUGUUCCUUGGUUCAGACUUACAGCGGCAUGAAAAACAAUGCAAAGGAAAAAUGGUUACAACCCCUAAAAAAGAAAUCCUCUCAAAAAUAUAUAAGGAUGUCUCAGAAAACGGUAUAGGUAAAUUAUCCAAUGAUGAUUCAUUUGAUAAAGUUACGGUGUUGCACUACGCUGGAGAUUCCAAAAGCCCCAAACAUGCAAUGUGGAUGCGAUUCACUGAGGAUAGGCUAGAUAGAGGUAGAGAAAAGUUAUUGUAUGAAGACAGGGUAGACAGGACAGUAAAAGAGGCAGAAGAAAAGUUGACUGAAGUAUCACAGUUUUUUCGUGACAAAACCGAAAAACUUAACGACGAAUUACAGUCUCCAGAGAAAAAGCCUAUAAAGAAAAAUGUUAAAGAAUUUACCUCUGGCUAUGGCUCAACUAGCAGUAGCCCGGAAAAGAUAUAUUUUACAGAUCUGAGAACAGCCAGUGAGGACUGGACUAAAAUGCAUCAAUUUGCUCAUGAUGGAAAGGGUAUCACUGCAGUCUAUGAAAGGAAAGCAACCAGCUUGCCAUGUAGCCCUGAAAAAAGGUUGUUUGACCAGAAGACAGAGGACAUCAAGUCAGGAUCUCAAUCUGGUUUCCAAUUAAAGCAAUCAAAGCUCAGCUCAAUCAAAUUAAAAUUUGAACAAAGUAUAAAUCUGAAAAAUAAAGACAGUGCUCACGAAGAUAAAAAACAUGAGAGUCCAUCUAAGAUUCCAGUUAAAAAACUGCAGGACGGCCGUUUGCCAUUUUUUCAGUUUCACACCAGGGAAAAGCAACAAAAUGCAACAGAUGAAACAAAUGGGGAAAUGCAUUUGCUAAAGGAGUCUAUCUCUGAAGCAAUUAAUGAAGAAUGUACCAAAUUCAAAGAAUUUAUCAGAAGUAAUGGGGGUUUUCUAGAUCAGAAGGCAGAAAAGUCAAGUGUAGUACAAAAAGACUGCCCUUCAGAUCAGGCAAUAAACACCACGCCUGAUAAUGUAAAUGCAUCAGAAUCCUCUGUUUCCAUGGACAAUAAGAUAUAUAGAACAUGGGAAAUGCCUGGUAUUGCUAAUCAAAAGACACAAAAGGAAAAGCUUUCACAUGUUUUUAUACGGGAUAAUGAAAUGGAUAGCAAUGGAGCUAAUUUUCCAAGUCAUGAACUAAGUAACGACCAAGCUGUUUCCAGAAAUGGAUUCUGUUCAAGAGAACAAAAGGAAAACUAUGUUAAAUCUCCUUCAAAAAAAGUUUUGUAUACAGAUCAUGCACGCAAGGACGGAGGCUACACCGGCGAUGGAAAAUGUGGGCAAAAAAAGGAAGGAGUAAAUGUAUCGCACAUUCCCAUUAGAAUAACUGAAGAGAAGAGGGCAUUUCACAGUAGCAAUGAUUACAACAACCAGUCAAAACCAAAAUUAGCUAAACCUGAAACACUACAUUCUGCAUUUGUGUCAGAUGAUAACAAUAGGCGAUCAGACCUUAAAAUUAGUAAGACCCAAUGUUACCUGGGGUUAUCUCCUUCUUUUGAAGAUACGGAGAUAUCUCCUGUUAAAUCCCCCGAUUCAUUAGAGGCUAGCCCUCUUAAAGAAUGUUCGAGUGGGUCACAUGAUCACACUGUUGAUACUCUAGACAAAAACUAUUCAAUAGGUACAGAAUUAUUACAAGAAUUAAACACUUUACCUGUUUAUGUCAGCAUUGUACAAGUAGGAAAGCAAUAUGAGAAAGAAGUGCAGCAGGGGGUUGUUAAAAAAGUUAUUAGUCAGGAAAGUAGAACAGUGCAAGAAACUAGAGGUGCUCUUAUUACUGUAAAGCCACAGAAACAACCUCCAUCUCCUCAAGGCAGUCCAGAAGAUGAUACCCUAGAACAAGUCUCAUUUAUAGAUAGCUCAGGAAAAAGUCCUUUAACCCCAGAAACCCCUAGCUCAGAAGAAGUGAGUUAUGAAUUCAAUUCUAAAACCCCCGACUCACUGAUGGCAUAUAUACCAGGAAAGCCAAGCCCUAUACCUGAAGUAUCAGAGGAAUCAGAAGAGGAAGAAAUAAUAAACUUACCUUCCAUAAAGCAGAGCAUUACAGAAACCCAUCAUACUGAUACAAUGCAAUCAGUCAAUAUUAGCAAAGACUUAAAUAAAAGAACAAAAGACAACAGAGUAGCCUAUAUUGAGUUUCCACCUCCCCCACCCUUAGACACUGAACAAAGUGAGUCUAGUAAAAAGCACCAGGAGAUUUCAACCGACAGUGAGAUGGAAUUGACAGAAGUCAAUCUACAGGAUGAUCAUGACAAAUUUCUUUCCGCUGAGCCUGUAAUACGGGUUCAACCACCUUCUCCUGUCCCCCCUGAGUUAGACAUGAGUGAUUCAAGUGAUGAUGAGUCAGUUCUCCAACCUAUAGCAAUCAAAAGGUAUACUUUUAAAAUAAAAGAUGAGGAGAUUAAAGAAUGUUCAAAAAUCAAUAACACAGGGAAGUCUGACCCUCAAAAUCAAUCAUGCGAAAUUGAAACAGUCUUGAUUUCACCAACUAAUGAUAUUGAACAAAAUGGUAACAAUGACCAGUCAAUUACAGAGUGCUCCAUAGCAACCACUGCAGAAUUCUCACAUGAUACAGAUGCCACUGAAAUAGAUUCCCUUGAUGGCUAUGAUUUGCAGGAUGAAGAUGACGGACUAACUGAAGGUGAUCCAAAGCUUGCACAUUGUCAAGAACUUGAAAUAAAGAAGGACCCUUGGGGGAAAGAAAGUGUUCUAAAACACAGUGACCGUAGCUUUAGCCAAAGUAAACUUGAAGUUAUUGAAGAGGAGGAAAAAGUAGUUGUUGAGGAAUAUAAGCCAUGUAGAAAAAUCACUGAUAGUGAAAAAAAAGGUGAUCAAGAUGAUAAAAAGUCAGGCGGUCAAUUUUUUACUUUGGAAGGAAGACAUCCUGAUAGAACAGUAUUUCCAGAUACUUAUUUCAGUUACAAAGUGGAUGAGGAAUUUGCAACACCCUUUAAAACUGUAGCUACAAAAAGCCUAGACUUUGAUCCUUGGUCCAGUAAAGCUGGAGACGAUGAUGUGUUUGAAACAAAAUCCAAGGAUGAAGAACAAAAACCUUUCAGUCUGGCCGUAGAAGAUCGGUCACAGGCAACCACACCAGACACAACUCCAGCUAGAACCCCAACAGACGAAAGUACCCCAACAAGUGAACCCAAUCCCUUCCCAUUUCAUGAAGGGAAGAUGUUUGAGAUGACUCGCAGUGGUGCUAUUGACAUGAGCAAGAGGGAUUUUGUUGAAGAAAGACUCCAAUUUUUUCAGAUUGGUGAGCAUAAUUCUGAAGGGAAGUCAGGGGACAAGGGGGAAGGGGACAAAAUUACUGCCAUCACACUUCCACAGUCAGGGGACAUCUCGAUAGAACCCAUCCUAGAGAAACAAGUAGAGACCACUCCAGUUGAACAUAUUACCACUACCCAGGCCCGUGGAGAUUGUCUUGAUGGAACAAAUGGUAAUAUUCCAUUGGAAAUAUCAUCAACUACUACCACAUCUAAAAAUGAUCCUAAAUUGCGCACACCAAUAAAGAUGGGCAUAUCUGCAUCAAUGACCACGAAGAAGGAUGGCAUUGGAGAAGUGACAGACAAAUUAGAUGCUAUACCAGGCUCACAGAAUUUAGAUAAUGAUAGCAGAUCUGCAUUUCCAAAUGUACACAAUUAUAACAACAUAACUAGCCACAUAGAAAUACACGAUUUACAGGCAGAAAAUUUUAACAACAACAAUAACCUGGAUUCUUCGGUUCUAAAUUUAAACCAUAAUACUAUUAAUCUGGUACUUAAUAAAGAGCUGGAGACUAAACCUGUAAACAAAGUGAAAGGUAAUGUAGGGAAAGAACAUGAAACAUCUAAUAAAAAUAUUACUAGUGAUAAAAGAAAGAUCCAGAAAGAACAAAAGCCAGCAGAACCAUCAGGAAAUAGGCCUCGGUCCAAGCUACCAAUUAAGGCAAUGCCAGCAAAGCCAGUUCCUAACCAAACUAGUAACACAAACACUUUGGUAGCUAGAAAGAAAUUGCCAACCAAGUGUGAGAGAGACACAAAACAUGACUAUACACCAGUUGCAGACAUAAAAUCUAAGAUCCCAGUAAAAAAUACCAAUAGGGGGAUUCCUCCUGUACAAAAGAAAGUCACUCCAAGACAAAAUAAGACCGAGAAGGAAGCAGUUAAACCGGCUCCUUCAAAAUUACCAUUAAAGGUAAGAACUCCCUCUAACCCUACCCCACCAGUCAAAGUAAAGAAGCAUGAGUAUAGUGAGGUUUGUAAACAUUCUAUUGAAUAUUUUAAGGGAAUUAGUGGGGAGACAAUAAAGCUUGUGGAUCGUCUUUCUGAUGAAGAGAAGAAAAUGCAGACUGAAAUCUCAGACGAUGAAGACAGUACCUCGAGAAAUACAUCAUUAUCUGAAGUAACUCAAGUUUCCCAGCCUUCAGUUACAUCGAGGUCUGCUAAAGACAUGAGAGCAGACGCAGCACCUUUAAAAUCAAAGAUUGAAAAGACCGACAGUGAGAGAAGGAGCAGUAGAAGGACUGGUCCUCAAAGUCCAUGUGAGCGAACGGACAUAAGGAUGGCAAUAGUUGCUGAUCAUCUGGGACUUAGCUGGACAGAAUUGGCAAGAGAGCUGAACUUUUCUGUGGAUGAAAUUAAUCAAAUCCGUGUGGAGAACCCAAAUUCUCUGACUACACAAAGCUUUAUGCUGUUAAAAAAAUGGGUUAUCCGAGAUGGGAAAAAUGCUACAACUGAUGCCUUAACCAAUGUUCUGACAAAGAUCAAUCGGAUAGACAUUGUGACACUCCUGGAAGGGCCGAUAUUUGAUUAUGGAAACAUUAGCGGCACCAGAAGUUUCGUAGAUGACAAUAAUGUUUUCCAUGAUUCUCCUGUGGAUGGUUGGCAUAGUGAAACUUCAAGCAUCAAUGUGGAACCACCAACUCCAGACCGAAAAAUGGAUAGUGAACUCUUAGAGCGACUGGACGAUAGCCAUGAGUCCAUUACCUCAUAUCUUAAGGGAGAGGUUGGAAGGCUGGAAUCUAGUGUCAGCCCUUCUGAAACAAUAACGGAGGGCAAGACGAGGUCCAGUGCUCCAGACACAGACUCGAAACUGAAUGAUAAGCAGAGUAUGAAACCAAAAACACUCCAUGGAACUUCGGGCAAAGGGGAACAAACUUCACCUCACCUAGCUGUACAUCAGAAGUCCCUGGAAGUGACAAACAAGACAGUAAUUGGCGAACAUAAAAGCCCUCUUAGUACAAGAAGGACAGGAGUCGAAGAAGGAAAGCUAAGAUCAACCAUUCACGUAGAAGAAGGAUCAUCUUCAGAACAAAAGUCUGCUGGUAAAACAUGCCUAAAAUGCAUUUAUCAGGAUUCUAGUGACAGUGAAUAUGAGAGUGAGACAAGCUCAGACGAGGAACGAAGAGUCACUACGAAAGUAACUCGACGUCGGUUGAUUCUAAAGGGGCAGAAAGCAAAAAACAUUCCUGGUGAAUCCGUUACAGAAGAACAGUACACGGAUGAAGAUGGAAACAUCAUCACAAGAAAAGUAACUCGGAAAGUCGUGAGACGUGUUCUGGUUCCGCAAGAGAAAAAAGUUGGAAAGGUUACGGUUGGGACCGAAGGGUACAAAGUAAAAACAAAGAAAGAAGUCAGACAUAUUGAGAAGAAAAGCUACUCGUAAUGGUUUGAUGUUUAAGGAUGAAAAAAAAAGUUACUGCCAAACGAGAUGUUACCAGAAGAACACAAUUCAGAAAAGUCACAUUAAAUAAAUUAAAGUGUGUUUGCCGCUUCCACACAUUAACCGCAUGGGUUUUUUUUAAUGCAAGAAUCCUUUUAAUUUAGCAUGAGCCAAUUAUACAGGGCAUGGGAGAUCCGCUACAUUCGAAUGGGACUGAAGAGUGCACAGUUUACAAUGCAGUGUAUAUACAAAACAACAUGCUAUUGAUGGCAUCUCUUCAACAAAGUGAAACAUUCUUUGAACGAAAAAACGUAGAAGAUCACGAGAUUGGUUGGACUAUUGAAAGACACAGUAAUCACUAAAUAAGCAACAUUUCGCCUUAUUUUUUUUUAACCCUAGAUUUUAGGGUUAAACAAAAAAAAAAAAAACACUCAAUUUCUUUUUUUAAAUCAUCAACAGAUUUGCUGUAAAUAAGUGAAACUUGUAUAAAAUUCUAACAAAACUAGUUUUCAUGUUAAUAACGCACCACCUGGUAAAUAUUUACAAACUGACUAUAAACACUAAUUCAUAUAAUCAGAUAGGUGUCUUCACUUAUCAGAUAUGAGGGGGAGAGGGAGGGGUUGGCUUCACAAAUUCUUGUAUAUUAUCAAUUAAACUGUUUGUAUACGGAAAUAAAAAAAAAAAAGACAAAAAAAAUUAUAAUAAUGAAAAAAUAAAAAGGCCAAGCAGCUUUUCCACAAAUUUCUUUAACUCUGCUACAGACAAACAAAAAACACAAUACGGGAGAGGAUCUGUAGCACAGUUUAAAAACAAAACAAACCAUUUUCUUCAAAUAAGUAAUAUUUUGGUGCAUGUGUCUCACCUUAUUUUAAUUAAAAAAAAAAAUGCAACUUUGCAAAAGCUACACUAAAACCACAAAAAAAUAUUUUAGCUAUGUACACUGAGCCCUUUAAGAAAUAUUGUUGUAAUUGCCAACUUUUCAUUGAAACAACUUUGAAAAAGAAUAUAUUCUACAAUAGUACAUAGAUUUACAAGCACUCACCUGCUUUGAUGAACGGUUGGAUAAUAAAAGCUUGUUGCUUCAGGAACUAGUUUGUUGCUCUUUGGAAGCGCAAUGAACAGAACUUAGGUAUUAGACAGAGAGCACGCUGUGAGUUUACUGUAUUGUGUACUGGCUCUAAGAUGUAGUAUCUUUUCAGUAAGCCAAUCAUCUGUAAUCAUUCUAGCAGUGUAAUAUUAGGUUGUUAAAGCUGCUGUGUUUUAAAAAGGGCAUUUUUAUUUGGGUUUUGGUGAAAUCUUUUCAUUUGUUGAUUAUAUUCAUAUGAAGAGAAAAAAAAAAACAGCAUUGAUUGAUAAUAGCUCUAAUAAUGUAUGAAAUCAACAAACACUGGAUGAUCUAGUUGAUUAUUUAAACAAAAAAUAAAUUGUGUUUAAAACUA
This is a messenger RNA of Pelobates fuscus (common spadefoot toad), 15184 nucleotides long. It is a transcript of the gene ANK3, whose product is annotated as ankyrin 3. NCBI's taxonomy places the organism in Eukaryota, Metazoa, Chordata, Amphibia, Anura, Pelobatidae. The transcript has 49 exons. Gene Ontology annotation, molecular function: protein binding. Gene Ontology annotation, cellular component: cytoplasm. Gene Ontology annotation, biological process: signal transduction. The coding region runs from base 660 to 13748 and encodes 4362 amino acids. The record is from RefSeq and is a predicted model, not a curated record.